Molecule: messenger RNA, 817 nt
Organism: Sitodiplosis mosellana (orange wheat blossom midge)
Lineage: Eukaryota; Metazoa; Arthropoda; Insecta; Diptera; Cecidomyiidae
Gene: Bet3
Product: trafficking protein particle complex subunit 3
Exons: 3
Coding region: 170-706 (178 amino acids)
Biological process (GO): endoplasmic reticulum to Golgi vesicle-mediated transport; intra-Golgi vesicle-mediated transport
Cellular component (GO): TRAPP complex; cis-Golgi network membrane; cytosol
Source: RefSeq, a predicted model, not a curated record
UGAUUAAACGCCAUUGUUUGAUUUCGAUUUCGUACAGAAGCAAAGGCGAUUGUAAACUAACUCAACUUAUCCAGCAGCUGGAUAUUAUACUGUUUUUGCCUAGCAAAUUCCAUUCGAAAUCAAUCGAAAUUUACUGAUUUUCAUUUAUUCUAAGUAAGGACGUAAAAUAAUGUCAAGACAAACGAGCCGAUUGGAUUCAAAGAAAGUCAACUCGGAAUUGUUGACGCUAACGUACGGUGCACUUGUAACGCAAAUCAUUCGUGAUUUCGAAAAUAUCGACGAUGUGAACAAACAACUGGAGCGAAUAGGCUAUAAUAUGGGUGUGCGGCUAAUCGAAGACUUUUUAUCUCGAACCGCAUCGACCCGAUGCGUGGAUAUGCGCGAAACGGCCGAUAAAAUUCAACAAGCAUUCCGAAUGUAUUUAAACGUUCAGCCAACGAUAUCGAAUUGGGCGGCGUCGGCUGACGAAUUUUCACUCAUUUUCGACACAAAUCCAUUGACGGAAUUCGUUGAACUGCCCGCUGACAUGAGCGCACUCCGGUAUAGUGGAAUUCUUUGUGGAUGCAUUCGCGGUGCUCUCGAAAUGGUGCAGCUUGAAGUGCAAUGUUGGUUUGCUCAGGAACAAUUGAAAGGUGAUGGAACGACGGAAAUUCGGGUCAAGUUCAUUCGACGUCUGGAGGAUGCUAUACCUGCUGGAGAAGACUAAACAAAUCGAUAUUCGUUCAAUUCAACUUAAAAUAAAUUAAAAAAUAAAACGAUUUAUCGAAAUAACAUAAAAAAAUGGGAAAUAAAACGAAAUGUGAUUCGUUGAAGUUGA